Striga hermonthica is the source of this 1566-nucleotide messenger RNA. The record is from the annotation of a GenBank genome assembly. NCBI's taxonomy places the organism in Eukaryota, Viridiplantae, Streptophyta, Magnoliopsida, Lamiales, Orobanchaceae.
AUGAAAGGAAGAACAUUGAAGAAGAAAAGACCAUCCUCGCAGCCGGCGAAAGGUAUGGGUAGCAAUAAGAAGCGCGGUUCCUCCAUCAACGACGACUCGUUCUUCGAGGCCGCCGAGCAGAAACGGCGCCGCAGGUUUGGCGCCGGCGGCGAUGAAGAUAUCGCGAGCAGUGACGAUGAAGGUUCGGAAGGAGAGGGGGAGGAGGAGGAGGAGAAGGAGAAGGAGGAGGAGAUAGAGGAGACGCCGGCGGAGAAGAAGAAGCGGCUGGCGGAUGCGUAUUUGAAGUCGCUCAGGGCAAAAGAGAGGAGGAAAGAAGAAGAAGAAGAUGGGUCCGAUGAAGACGAUGAAGGGCGGAGAGAGAGAGAAGGGGAAAUGGAUUCGCUCAUUGCAAAGAGUUUGCAGCAGCAGCAGCUUGAGGAUAGCGGCCGUGUCCGUCGAGCCAUUGCCUCUAGGGUUCAAAAACCAGAAACGGGUAAAGGGUUUCAAUUUCUAGUGAAACACAGGCAACCGGUCACAAGUGUAGCUCUUUCUGAGGAUGAUUCCAGAGGAUUUUCAGCGUCCAAGGAUGGUGCCAUUGUUCAUUGGGAUGUUGGUAGUGGAAAAACCGAGAAGUAUGUUUGGCCUUCUGAUGAAGUUUUGAAAUCUAGGGGUGUAAGGGACCCACAAGGUCGAGCAACAAAGCAUAGUAAACAUAUUUUAGCAUUGGCUGUUAGUUCGGACUGUCGAUAUUUGGCGACUGGAGGUUUAGAUCGUCAUGUUCAUUUGUGGGAUAUCCGCACACGCAAUUAUAUUCAGGCUUUUCCUGGACAUAAAGGACCUGUAUCCUGCUUAACAUUUAGGCAAGGGACUUCAGAACUCUUCUCAGGUUCAUUCGAUCGUUCUAUCAAGAUUUGGAAUGCAGAGGAUAGAACUUACAUAAACACUUUAUUCGGUCAUCAGAGUGAGGUGCUGACUAUUGACAGCUUGAGAAAAGAACGUGUAUUGACUGUUGGACGUGACCGUACUAUGCACUUAUGGAAGGUUCCAGAGGAAUCGCAAUUAAUCUUUCGAGCUCCAGCGGCUUCACUUGAAUGCUGUUGCUUUAUAAGUAAUGACGAAUUCUUGUCGGGUUCGGAUGAUGGAAGCAUUGAGCAUUGGAAUGUUCUACGCAAGAAGCCUGUCCAGAUUGUGAAAAAUGCACACGCGUCAUUUAGCGAAAACAUUCUCGAACCGAGUAAUUAUGAAGGACUAGCAAAUGGGCACAAAGAUAACGAAGUCCAAGAGUCUCCAAAACUUGGUUCGACUGCUUUGUCAUGGGUCAACUCGGUUGCUGUGUGUAGAAGCAGCGAUCUUGCUGCAUCUGGAGCUGGAAAUGGUUCGGUACGUCUAUGGGCAAUUGAGAAUGAAUCCAAAGGAAUUCGUCCCUUAUUCGAGCUCUCCCUGGAUGGAUUCGUAAAUUCGUUGGCAUUUGCUAAAUCUGGGAGAUUCCUGAUUGCUGGAGUCGGGCAGGAACCACGGUUAGGGAGAUGGGGACGUGUUGCUACAGCCAAAAAUGGAGUUGCAUUGCAGUCACUGGAACUAUCAUAA